Molecule: messenger RNA, 1110 nt
Organism: Plasmodium inui San Antonio 1
Lineage: Eukaryota; Apicomplexa; Aconoidasida; Haemosporida; Plasmodiidae
Exons: 2
Coding region: 1-1110 (369 amino acids)
Source: RefSeq, a predicted model, not a curated record
AUGGAUUGUUUGAUAUCGUGUUAUAAGGACGAUUCUUAUAAUUGUCUAAGUAUCGGAGGUGCAACUGGCAAAUGCCCAGCGUGUUGUGAUGAAGAUAAUGGCUCUUAUUCUAAUGAUACAAAUUUAAAGAACCUGUUAUCUGAUAAAACCACAGUAAAGAAUCUAUUGAAACUAUAUUAUUUUCGAACAAGUUCUGGAAAUAUUAAGAAUACAUUGGAAAGUUCCAGAACUGAAGAAUAUAGAAAUGCUUGCAAGUUUGUUAAUGAAUGUGUUGAUAUAUUUCGAGAAUUAAAGGAAAAACAUUGUCCAGAAAAAACCUUUAAAGUUAAAACCGGCUCAGAUAGAAACUCUUCAGAUUCUAGUUCCAGUCCUGUAUGUUAUCAAUUAGAAGAAUUUUUUGACAAGUAUGAAACGGUUCUCUAUAAGGCUCUAGAAGGAGGAAGAUCUAAGCACAAUAAAAUGUCAUCCCUAGAGCAGCACCCAGACGCAGCUCGAGUCCGAUGUAACCUAGGCGAAGACUUGUACUACACUCCAUUCUUUAACAUAUUCAAAUAUAACAGUCGUCGGCUUACCCCAUUUGGAAGUAUCGUUUUUCUAAUUUUUUUCAUGCUUUUUAUGAUCCUGAUGAUGCAUAUUCUGGUUAAGUUCACCCCUAUUGGAGAUAGGAUCAACCCUCGAGGGGCCCACGUCAGAAGAAAAUGGAGAGACAUACAAGCCGAAAUUUACUACCCGAAUAGUAUGGACUACUAUGGUGAUGGUAGUACGUCUGAUGCAAGUAGUAUGUCUAAUGAAGGUAGUACGUUUUAUUAUAGUGCGCCUGAUGGAAGUAGUAUGUCUAAUGAUGGUAGUCCGUUUUAUUAUAGUACGUUUGAUGGAAGUAGUAUGUCUAAUGAAGGUAGUACGUUUUAUUAUAGUACGUCUGAUGGGACUGGUAUGUAUAAUGAGGGUAGUAUGUUUGGUGAGAGUAGUAGUAGCUUCAGCGAGAGUAGUGCAUCUGAUGGGAGCAGCACGUAUGAUUCAAGAAGUACAUUUUAUUAUAAUACGUCUGAUGACGAGACAGCGUCCACGGAUGGCAGUUUCAGCCUUAGUUAUCGAUCAGCCAGGCGUUAG